This is a messenger RNA of Apis cerana (Asiatic honeybee), 1649 nucleotides long. RefSeq names its product transcription factor giant (gene gt). NCBI's taxonomy places the organism in Eukaryota, Metazoa, Arthropoda, Insecta, Hymenoptera, Apidae. Gene Ontology annotation, biological process: regulation of transcription by RNA polymerase II. Gene Ontology annotation, molecular function: DNA-binding transcription factor activity, RNA polymerase II-specific; RNA polymerase II cis-regulatory region sequence-specific DNA binding. Gene Ontology annotation, cellular component: nucleus. The record is from RefSeq and is a predicted model, not a curated record.
GUUAUUAAACUUAAUUUGUAUUUUAAAAUUACAUAAAUAUGUAUAUAUGUAUAUAUUAAAUUCUACUACCUUUAUCAAACAACCUUCACAGAUACGAAUUCUGACGAAAUUGUUAUUCCAAUUGCGCGAUCACAAAUACUCAACACUACUAAUUUUCCCAUGUUCAUGAUUGCGUCUGUGUAUAAUCACGUGAGCGUGUUGCCCUAUAAACAUUUUGGGAAUAGGAAGUGGUAAACGCGUGCCAGUUCGACCCCCACAAUCCCCACAAUCAUCAGGAUCGGCCUCUCCCCACCAUUUUCUAAGGAAGUCUCCUCCCUUUGAACCUUACAAGGGUUGUCCACUACUAUAUAAGCGAAACUACACCCUCUUUCGUUCUAAACGAUUUUAACGAUUCAUACUACAAAGACGUUUUCGAAAAACCGAUUGUGUGUGUUCGUUAAAAACCGAUUUUCUUUCAAACAGUUAUCUUUCGAAAAUCAUCCUAAAAACACGUACGCUUCCAAACUAGAGACAGUGUGUUGUGAUAUCAGUGACCAGUGUAUAACCUUGGAUUAAUCAUUAGAUAUUGGAAAAUGGAAUCUUUCUCUAUGCCGUCAACGAACAACACAAAAACAGAAUUUAAUUCUCAAGAAUUGAAUACAGAAACAUUUUUUGCCGAUGCAAUUCUGGAUCUUUCUUUCAAAAAACGAAGAAUUUCGACUUCGAGCCAACCAAAUUCAUUAGAUUCAUAUUUAAAUUCGCCCGCGAAACAAGAUCAAAUUAAUCAUGUUUCGGAAUCCGAAACCGAAAGAAGUAGUCCUUUUGAAGUUCGUACGUUCAUGGUAACACCACCUUCAGAAUCUAAUUCUCCGACAAAAAUCAAGUAUGAACCAAUUUACGAUCAUACAGACACGUUAGAAAAUAAUAUCAAAACACACAGUGAUUUGCCAAUGAAUAUUCCAAUUCCAACUAUGUUAUCGACAUUUCUUAAUCAAAACAGUACAGCUAAACCGGCAGACAUAAUUAAUACUCCUACUUCAUCGUUAACUUCAAUGACUUGUUCCAAUGAAAUUGCAUUAUCCAAUACAGAUAAAGAAAGUAAAAAAGCAGCAAGACCAUUUAAAGCUUAUCCAAAAGAUCCCUUGUCACUCACUGUAGGAGCAGUCGAAAUGAUAUAUGAUCAAAAUUCUAAUGAGGCUUAUUCCGAAUUUCGAAAACGAAUGUUAGAAUCGGUUAAAAAAUCAAACGAAGGAACUAAUGUGAAAAUGCGAAGAGUUACAAAAAGUCCUGGAUUACCAACGAGUACGAUUGAUGAAAAAGAUGCAGCUUACUGGGAAAGAAGAAGAAGAAAUAACGAGGCGGCGAAACGCUCUAGGGACGCUCGAAGAGCAAAAGAAGACGAAAUUGCUAUCAGAGCAGCUUUCCUAGAGCAAGAAAAUAUUAAACUUAAAUAUGAACUUGUUGCUCUUAGAAACGAAACAGCUAAACUUAGAUGUAUGGUUUAUUCAACGUAAGUUUGAGAUAUACUUUAUACAAAUUUAAUUGUAAUUAGUUUAUUAAUAUUUCAUUAGUAUUUAAGAUUUAAGUUCUUAAAAUGCUAAUUUUGAAAAUUGACUUUUUUUAAAAGUACAAAAUAAUUGUAUCAUAUAAUAUAUCAUAUUUUUUUGUAA